CUAUUGUUCUCUCUCUUUUCUUUUUAAUUAUCAAAGAAAAAACUCUUCUUAAUGGAGACCAUUUACAGAUAAAUUUAAAGGAAAGGUUUUUAAUAAGCCUUAGAGAUUAGAGAGAGAGAAGAUGUUGUUUAUUAUUAUAGGAUGAACAAAACAUCCUCUGUUUCUCUAUUCAUCUUUUUCUCUACAUUUCCUCAUCUGGGUCAUCUCCAAAAAUGAUUUGAAGAUCACCCAAAUUCGCAAUUUGAUUAGGACAACAACAACAACAACUUUAUUUAUCUGAUUCCGUCUUAGAUUUUCAGACAACAAAAAAGCAACAAAAAAAGAAGAAGAAGAUGGAAUCGGAUCUGGGGAAGCUCUUCAUUGGUGGGAUUUCGUGGGAUACAGAUGAAGAAAGGUUAAGAGACUAUUUUAGCAACUAUGGUGAUGUUGUUGAAGCUGUGAUCAUGAGAGAUCGUGCCACAGGACGUGCACGUGGCUUCGGCUUCAUUGUCUUUGCAGAUCCUUGUGUCUCAGAGAGAGUGAUCAUGGAGAAACACAUCAUCGAUGGCCGCACGGUUGAGGCCAAGAAGGCCGUGCCUCGAGAUGAUCAGCAGGUGCUAAAACGACACGCUAGUCCUAUCCAACUUAUGUCACCUGUCCAUGGCGGUGGUGGUGGAAGGACAAAGAAGAUCUUUGUUGGAGGUUUACCGUCUAGCAUUACCGAGGAGGAGUUCAAGAACUACUUUGAUCAGUUUGGUACAAUUGCUGAUGUUGUCGUAAUGUAUGAUCAUAACACGCAGAGGCCUAGAGGUUUUGGCUUCAUCACAUUUGAUUCAGAUGAUGCUGUUGAUAGGGUUCUUCACAAGACCUUUCAUGAGCUCAAUGGGAAACUAGUCGAGGUCAAAAGAGCUGUACCUAAGGAGACUUCCCCUGUUUCUAAUAACCGAAGCCCGCUUCCUGGCGGUCUUAACUAUGGAGGCGGGUCUAAUAGGAUUUCUGCUAAUAGCUACUUUAAUAACUUUGCUCCUGGUCCUGGUUUUUAUAACAAUCUAGGCCCUGUUGGUGGUCGGUUUAGUCCUAUUAUUGGUAGUGGUAGAAAUGCGGUUUCUGCUUUCGGCCUCGGUUUGAAUCAUGAGUUGAGUUUGAAUUUGAAUCCAAGCUAUGAUGGGACAAGUUCUACAUUUGGGUAUAACCGUAUUCCAAGCAACCCUUACUUCAACGGUGCUUCCCCGAACCGUUACACCUCUCCAAUCGGGCACAAUAGAACUGAGUCUCCUUACAUUUCGAACAAUAGAGACUUAUGGGGAAACAGAACCGACACUGCAGGUCCCGGUUGGAACUUGAAUGUCCCGAAUGAAAACAACAGAGGAAAUUGGGGACUUCCUUCUUCUGCUGUUGGUAAUGAUAACAAUGGCCAUGGAAGAAACUAUAGGACAAGUUCUGGACUUUCCUCGUCCCCAUUUAACGGUUUUGAAGGUUCUAUAGGGGAAUUGUACAGAGGCAGCUCAGUUUACAGCGACUCAACGUGGCAGCAACAACAGCAGCUAGCGUCUCAGUCUUCUCACGAGCUAGACAAUUUGUCUCGCUCUUACGGUUAUGAUAUUGACAAUGUAGGUUCAGACCCAUCUGCAAAUGACUCAGAAGUUUACAAUGGAAGCUACAAUGUUGGAAAUAGACAAACUAAUAGAGGUAUUGCGGCAUAGGUUAUCAAAAACCAAGAAAACAAAAAAAAAGUUGAGAGAUUUGUAGAUUGAAAGCAACCAAUUUCAGUUGCAGAGUUUGAAGAGGUUUUCUUCUCAUGACAAAGACACCAACUUUGUUGAUCACAGUGUGAGUCUUUGCCAAAGAUUCUGGAUUGCUUUCUCUUUUGUUAGUCCAAAAAAAACAAAAGAGAAAAACAAAGAACAGUUUUUCUUUUCUUCUUACAUAAAGAUCAGAUCGUAGCAGCCAAAGAUACUACAAGGUGGAUUUAGAUCUGCUUUCAAAGUUCUUCUUCUCAAAAACUUUUUUUUUUCUUUCAUAGAAAUAACCAAACAAAGAUCGUAGAAUUUUCGAUCAAAGAUUCUUCAGAGUUCUGUGCUCUGUUUUGUAAUUUUACUUUCUUUUUUUCUUAUUUACAAAUUGAAUUGUUCAUGAAAGCUUUGAUUUCUU
Messenger RNA from Arabidopsis lyrata subsp. lyrata, 2130 nucleotides. RefSeq names its product heterogeneous nuclear ribonucleoprotein 1. The transcript is spliced from 5 exons. NCBI's taxonomy places the organism in Eukaryota, Viridiplantae, Streptophyta, Magnoliopsida, Brassicales, Brassicaceae. The coding region runs from base 333 to 1682 and encodes 449 amino acids. The record is from RefSeq and is a predicted model, not a curated record. Gene Ontology annotation, molecular function: RNA binding.